Messenger RNA from Salvelinus fontinalis (brook trout), 5580 nucleotides. RefSeq names its product nectin-4-like. Gene Ontology annotation, biological process: homophilic cell-cell adhesion; heterophilic cell-cell adhesion. The coding region runs from base 3591 to 5378 and encodes 595 amino acids. Gene Ontology annotation, cellular component: adherens junction. The transcript is spliced from 11 exons. The record is from RefSeq and is a predicted model, not a curated record. NCBI's taxonomy places the organism in Eukaryota, Metazoa, Chordata, Actinopteri, Salmoniformes, Salmonidae.
UACCCUUUUUUAGUACCGAUUUCACUACCUGGCUGUCCCUCGUGUUGUUUCUACAGUUCUAGUGGACUGCGGUGCCGCAGGGAAUUUUAUUGACCAGGUCCUUGCCUCCUCCCUGAACAUAACAUCAUACCCACUCUCUUCUCCGUUUCCGGUUCAAGAGCUGGAUAACCGACCACUGGGAUCUGGGACAAUCACACACAUCACAGCACCACUCACCAUCACCGUGGGACCUCUGCACCAAGAAAACCUUCCCUCCUCAUCAUCCAGGCACCUGUACACAAAGUCAUCCUCGGCCUCGUGUGGCUCCAAAGCCACAACCCCACCAUCUCCUGGUCGAGGAUGGAGACCACGGCCUGGGCACCUGGAUGUCAGAAGAACUGCUUUCCCUUACCCUGUGGUUCCACGUCGGUUGAGAGUCCUGUGGUUGCCCUCCAGGCUGACAUCCUGGAGGUUUACCAGGUUCUCUGGGAGGUUUUCUCCAAGACCCUCACCACCUGUCUCCCUCUUCAUUGCCCCUGGGACUGUGACAUCGACCUGCUAACAGACUCUGCGACUCCGCAUCUACCCACUGUCGGUGGCUGAAAGCAAGGCUAUGGAGGAAUACAUCAAGGAGGAGGAAAAGAGGGACCGAGCACGCCCCCAUUCUCAUCGACGGGGCUGUAGUGGAGCAGGUUGAGAGCUUCAAGUUCCUUGGUGUCCACAGCAACAAACUAACAUGGUCCAAGCACACCAAGACAGUCGUGAAGAGUGCACGACAAAACCUAUUCCCCCUCAGGACACUGAAAACAUUUGACAUGGGUCCUCAGAUCCUCAAAAGAUUUAACUGCUGCACCAUCGAGAGCAUCCUGACGGGUUGCAUCACUGCCUGGAAUGGCAACUGCUUGGCCUCCGACCGCAAGGCACUACAGAGGGUAGUGCGUACGGCCCAGUACAUCACCGGGGCCAAGCUUCCUGCCAUCCAGGACAUCUAUACCAGGCGGUGUCAGAGGAAGGCCCUAAAAAUUGUUAACGACUCCAGCCACCCUAGUCAUAGAUUGUUCUUUCUGCUACCGCACGGCAAGCGGUAUUGGAGCGCCAAGUCUAGGUCCAAGAGGCUUCUAAACAGCUUCUACCCCCAAGCCAUAAGACUCCUGAACAGCUAAUCAAAUGCCUACCCAGACUAUUUGUUUGUAAAUACCUUACCUUUACCUUGUGCAGAGCUAGGGGUUGGAAGAGCAUGUUGGUGGAAUCAGAUUAUGUACCACCUACAACAAAAUACACAAUUUAACCACCCACUAACUGUAUUGAUCUCUAUUAGACUGGCUAGCUUAGCAUACCUAACAUGGACAUUUCAAAACUGUCUGCUUGCUGUUAACUAACUAGCAUCACUAAAUUGGCAGCAAGAUUGCUAUCCAGUUGAGACUGUCUGAGUACCAACUAACCAACCAUAGACGAUUUAUACACAUUCAUCAUUACUAACGUUAGCAACACACAAACAGAGGGUGAGUUAGCUAUAGCAACAAUUAUAUUUGUAGUAACUGAGUGUUUUCCAGACAAGGGUGGAAUAGAUGGUUACCAGAUUGAGCUACUCUUAUUUGCUAACAUUAGGUAGCUUAUGUUAGCUAAAGUCAGUCAAAGAUAGAAUGAACAAACAAACAUGUUUACUCUGCUGAAGGUAGUUACCAGUCUAGCAGUGACUACCAUGGCAUUGGCGAAAUUGAUUGACAGUGUGUAUACCAAAUAAUAUAGCUAUACGAUUUAGCUGAUGGCUUUCAGAGUUCAAUACAUGUUGUGGAAAAAUUCUUACACAGGGACACUCGAAGUCAAUCUUAAAUGAAUCAUUGUUUAUUUGCAGCCAUAAGACUCCUGAACAUCUAAUCAAAUGGCUACCCAGACUAUUUGCAUUGUGUCCCCCCUUUUCUAUGCUGGUGCUAAUCUGUUAUUAUCUAUGGAUAGUCACUUUAAUAACUCUACAUACAUGUACAUAUUACCUACAUUACCUCGACUAACCGGUGCCCCCGCACAUUGACUCUGUACCAGGAAGUAAACAUAGGUACGAUGGUUGAGGUUCACAGACAUGUAUUUUACUACCAGGACUAGAAUGUUAUUGUGCUUUUAGUCUUGUGAGUUCAUGUUACUGUGGAGAUGUUACUGUGGAGAUUCUCUAUUAUUUUAUUUAUAUAUUUGGGGAUUUUAACCAUUAUUUAACUAUUGAAGUGGUUAUUGUUUUGAAAACAGUUCCAUGACCAGUUAUUUGUGUAUGUAAAUAAUGGUGUUGCAUGAGAUAUUGUAGACUAGGAGACACUUGUGUCACAUUUCCAAUGAGGAUGUACCCCAGUGCUUUACCUAAAAGUCUCAGACUUUUCUGUUUCUAUCUACCUGGGCCGGCACCCGUAUCUCACUGGGCCAUGGCUCUGUCGGACCAGCUCUAUCUUGGAGCCAAGGCAAGGCCCUGGGUACUUUUCAGCCCCAUUUACAUAACAAUGGCUAACUGUAAACUUCAAUACCUUCAACCAGAGGUUGUUGACUCUGCUCGCCACAAGUAUUGAUGGAAACAAUAACAUCAAAAGGGAAUUUCACCUUGACUCAUUACUAUAUUAACAACAUUACGUUUUUAUCAUAAACACAAUUAUCCAAACCACAAGCUAAUGCUAGCACAUUUUCAUUUCACUGGUAGAAUCGGGAAGUUUCAACUUCCAAAUGGUCUUGGUCUGAAACAGGUAUGACGGUAAGAGUGAAAGUGACCAAUUAGACGUCAACUUUACUUAUUGAAGUUAGAUUCUAUCUGAUUCAAUAGUAAUUUCCAUUAAUCUGGCCAAAUACGUUUAGAUUUAAAUACUAGAGCCAUUUGAGAAUAGACCACUUAUAAGUUAGGUGUACAGUAUUGUGCAUUGCAUUGUGUCAAAUAAGAUAAUUCACUGUUGUAUGGUCAGACAAAAAAGGAGGCGACUUUACGUUGUAUGAUAAUUAGGGGGUGGAGAGAGACGAAGGCAGUAACAUAUCUAUUCAACAAUGGAACGCAAAAGCUUGAGCAAAGUGUAAAUUCUAGAAUUCGAGACAUUUCACAGAAGAAUGUUAGUCUUGUGUAGGCUAAUGACUUAAUCUAAUUCUGUUCCGAUGUUGUGGAGCAGGUAGUGUUACCAGUUUGUCUGGUGUUUUGCAACUGUUCGAGUUGGAAUUAACAUUUUACCUCGUGCGUCAGGUAGGCUACGGACUACGAAUUCCUGGAGAGUGAGCGAAAGAAAUGUUUGAAAAGUAAACCGAAAAGUUGGGACCUUUUUUUCUUGUUACUGAAUAUUUGGAAUGUAGUUAUACUGUAGAAAAUGUGUACACAAUUUGUGUGCUACUGUAAAUAAAUCGAGCAGCUUUGGUUUGAUUGGCAAGAACUACGAAGAGACACGAACACCUGACGCACAGUCCACCGCCGUAAGCUUGUCUUCAAAUGUUUCUCCAAAUAGGCUACUCCAAUGGCAACACGUUACUCUCAUGUUUCUAAUAAUAAUGAGAUGACGAAAAUGCAUUAUUUCAUACCAUUUUGAAGCUUGUUGUUCAACUUGGAUAGAUUUUGGAACUCCCUAAGAUUGAUAUUGGGAGUGCCACUGAAUCAAGGGAUGGAGUUACCUGUCUGGGGCCAGAGCCAGUGGGGCACAGCGUGGUUGGUGCUAUGGGCAUUUGCAGUGUGUGUGAGGGGUGGGUUUGUGGAGCCUCCUCCAUCCUUCUCCCUGCGUUCCUUGACGGAGGAUGAGACGCGGCUGCCCUGCCAGUUUCAAGUUCAGGAGGAGGAGCAGGUAGUUCAGGUCAGCUGGUUCAAGGAGCUACCUGAUGGCACCAAGGAACAAAUCAUCACUGCCCACCUCACAGAGGGACACACAGAGUUUGGGCGGUACUCUGGGAGAGUGAGGUUUGAGAGCAGUAGCCCCACAGUGGACUCUGCCCUGCUCAUCAUGAACACGGAGGAGUCUUAUGAGGGGAAAUACACCUGUCACAUCAGCACAUUCCCCUAUGGAAACUUUGAGAGGCAGCUGUCACUCACUGUGUGGACCCUACCAAUCUCCUCUCUGGACCCGGUGGUUCUGGAGGAGGGCCAGUCCUUCCGCGUAGCUGCCUCCUGCCGCUCCGUGGCCCGUCCUCCACCUCGACUGACCUGGGAUACGGAUCUCCCUGGUCAGAACCAGAACCGCAGCUCUGAGGGCGGGGCCGUGUCCACCCACUUCUCCCUGCACCCCCUGAGGAGUAUGAAUGGCAUGCGGCUGGACUGCCUCGUCUGGCACCCUGCUCUGGAGCAACCCCGGAGGAUCAGUAACCGCCUGGUGGUGCAAUUUCCCCCAGAUGCAGCUGUCACUGGCUAUAAUGGAAACUGGUACAUGGGACUGAAGGGAGCUGAACUCAAGUGUGAGACUGGAGGAAACCCCAAACCACAGAGCUUCACCUGGACCAGGGGUGGUAAGGCCCUGCCAGAUGGCCUGACUGUGGAUGGAGCAAGGCUUCUGUUUGGCCGAGCCCUGAGACAGAAUGACACUGGAGUUUAUGAAUGUGUGGUGAACAACGGCAUUGGGACAAGGAAAGUAGAAUCGAACAUCACAGUGACAGAGAAAAUUCGCAGUGUGCAGGAAACCACUGUUGACACUCUAGUGAUGGUAAUUAUAGUUGUGGCUGCUGGGGUUUUGGUCAUCGUCAUGAUCAUCAUCAUCAUCUUAGUCAACCAAUACCACAGGCGCAAAAACAGAAAAUUAGAGAUGGAGCUUAGCGAAAGAACGUUAAAAAUCAACACACUCUCCAGACAGGACUCCUCCCGGAGACUCAACUCUGUCAGCACAGACCUCAGAGGACAGAAUGAAGACUGUACACUACUCAGACUAGACAGUAGAAUGAAAAACAGCCUAAUGUCCCUUGAGGACCGUCCCAUCUACAUAGGCAGUGAAUCAUCCCUGGGUGGGAGGCGGGGGACUGUUGGAGAGGGGGAUGUGGACUACCUAGGCCGCCCUGUCCUGUACCAGUCUAGCUGGCAUGAAGGCAGAGAGAGUAUGAGGGGCGCUGAGAUGGAGGGAGAGAGGGAAGAGCGCAGACGAAGAGUGGAGUCGUACCUGAAGAGAAGCAAUAUGUCCCUGGACUCUGGCCUUCCUUCCUCCCUUGUCCCCAUCAAGCCCCAGGACCAGGAUGGCAGUGUGGGGCCCACAGACAUCACCCCAAUGCUCAGUGGCCAGAGGGAGGUGGUGACCAAAGGGGAAGACUGGGGCCAUAGACAGGCUGUGCUGGAGGUUGAUGAGGCAGACUGUGAUACCAGUUCUUACCAGAUCUCAGAGGCGCUCUCCAACCACUUCCACUACAGCAACGGGUUCCUGCGGCCCAAACCACACUCCAACGCCAUCCUCCUACACCCCAGAGGACAGAUCAUCUAGACAUGGGAGGCUUGGCUGAAAAGGGAACUGCACUCAGCUCCACCCUAACCUAGUGGUCAUUAUACAGAAGUGAGGGUUUGGCAACUUCAUGCUCACCUUCAUUGCCAUUUGUCUUUUUUUUUAAUCAGCAUUGUCUUCUUGUAUGUCCUAUGUAAACAAAAUUGACUAGCCUAAGUAAAGAUUGCACAAGAUUGCACCAUCA